AUGCUGAAAGCAAAAUAUGCUAAUGGUUUGCCUGGACCACGGGCCGUAGAUAUCCCAGCUAUAGUGCUUGACGAGCUGAAAGUGUCGAUAACAUAUAUGAAGGCUUGGUAUGCUAGAGAAGCUGCUAUAAUUAAAACUCGGGGAAGUGAUGAGUGUGGAUACAAGUUGCUUGCAGUGUACCUGCACUUGUUGAAGAAAGGCAAUCCAGGCACUAUAUACAGACUAGAAUAUACUGGUGGAGGAGUUGCUCCCAAGCAGUUUAAGUAUCUGUUCUUCGCGAUUGGAGCAUGUAUUGCGGGAAUCAAACACAUGCGCAAGGUUGUACUCGUUGAUGGGACUGUAAUCAAGAACAAGUUCAAGGGGGUUCUCAUUGCUGCAAGUAUGCAGGAUGCUAAUUUCCAGGUUUUCCCAAUAGCAUUUGCGAUGGUUGAUGCAGAGAAUGAUUUGGCAUGGACUUGGUUUUUCAGGCAACUGAGUAUGAUUGUUCCAAAUUCGAAGGAUUUGGUCCUGGUCUCUGAUCGGCAUAAAUCAAUUUAUAUUGGUGUUCACAAUGUUUACCCCCAAGCUUUUCAUGGGGCGUGUGCUGUCCACAUUGUGAGGAAUGUAAGGGCCAAGUUUCAUGGUGAAGGGAUAUCAAACCUCAUGGGUAAGGCUGCACGCGCAUUUAACUUUGGUGACUUCGACGACUCUUUCAAAGAAAUUGCUUUGCGAAACAAGAAAUGUGCUGCAUACUUAGAUGCAAUCCCACGGGAACAUUGA
Molecule: messenger RNA, 759 nt
Organism: Camelina sativa (false flax)
Lineage: Eukaryota; Viridiplantae; Streptophyta; Magnoliopsida; Brassicales; Brassicaceae
Source: RefSeq, a predicted model, not a curated record